ACUGUUGAAUGCAGAUAAUUGGCAUUCACGAGAGAAGCAGGUGCAGUGCAUUCCACAUAUUGCUCUAUUUAAAGCUUCGGAAAGCUCAGCAAUACAGCCACAGACUCAAAUAUUAAAUCUGUAUUGUUUAGACACACAACAGAGGAAUGGCACAAACAGUGACAGUUCCAUAUUCCCAGUAUCUUGUACCCCUUCUUCUUUUGAUUGCCUGGAUUGUAGGUUGUGUCCUGACGGUUUAUUUUGUCUUUUCAUAAAAGAGGGAAUGAACCUUUUGGAAAACUCUUGGAACUGAAUGAAGAUGCCCAUUUCUUAUUUUGAAACCACACCAUGAAAAUUAUAAUCCAAGAACAUUACAAUGAAGUUUCAAUAGAUGUAUUUCUCCGUUAAAAAUGACUCAACAACAAAAACAGUUUUGAGAUUUUGAAUGGAAUUUUCAUGAUAGAAAAAACGUUUGCACAUCACCUUUUUAUUUUGGCACCCAACCCCUGCCCUCCCAAAAUUUCUGUGUCUUACCUUUUUAAUGACAAUCUGAAAAUGUCACUCUGGUUAGUGGUAUAAAUUGAUUCUUGUGUUAAUUUUCAUUUGGUGAAUGAAAGUUAUUUUUCCCUGCACUAUGCCUCUAAGCAACAAGUCGCCUCAUUAAUGUUCAUUUUAUUACACAAAAUUUAGAAAUAAUGACCCGAAUUCCUAUAAAAGUCCUCUCAAAUAAUUGCUUACUACAUAAUUUUAAAUAUAUUUUAAUAUUAUUUAUUACUCUUCCGUGCACAUAUCUAAAAAUGUAUAAUAAAAUGCAUAUAUACACAUACAUUUAAAAUGCAUUCAUUGUACAUAGUCUAAUACUAAUCCCUGUUGGAGUGAAUUUCAAGAUGGAAAUCAGAGAAUCACAAUGAGGGCAUGUUUUGUUCAUUUAAACAUCUCUAGUUUUGAGUGGAUAGAGAUUUCAGGCCCUUAUACUCCAUUUUAAGACUGUUACAGAAAACUGUCUUUUGACCUUUUUCAUCCUCCUUUGCUUAUUCUCUUCUCCAGGUUUUGUUUAGUUUUUGAUUUGCAUAACCACCAACAAAGUAAUAUAUUCUGGAGAAGCCACACUUGUUCACAACUUUAUUAUGCUAUAAUUGGUAUAAACAUUUUGUUUCGAUUUUGUUUCCCCACUAAUGGACCACAAUGGCUUCCUACAGUUUAUGUGAGUUAUGGGGAUCCAUCUAUGAUACACAAAAGCUGACAGUCUGAGCUCUGCGAGUGCAGCAUUUUUAAAAAUGAAGCAGAGAGUGUUUGAGGAUCAAGACAUCCAUAGGGAUACCAAGAUGCUUGUUUAUAAAGCUAUUGUCUUUCCAACUCUAUUGUACACCUGUAAAACACGGACUGUCUACAAACAUCACUUCUGAAAAGACUCCAUCAGCGACUCUCUUGGGAAAACAAGCAGACAAAUGUCAACAUUCUGGAAGAAGCGAAGACUACCAGCACUGAUGUAAUGCUCCUCCGCCAUUAGCUUUGCUGGACUGGCCAUGUUAUCUGAAUGCCCGAUCACUGUCUCCCAAAGCAGUUACUUUACCCUCAGCUCAAGAGUGGUGGACAGUGGAAGAUAUUUAAAGAUAGGCUUAAAACUAACUUUUAAAAAUGUGGUAUGAAAACCAAUAACUGAGAAGCCCUGGUACUUGAGCUCUCUAACUGGAGGUUAGACCAUGCGGAUCCAGGAUAGGUCUCUCCAGUUACUUAAGGAUCCACUGCUAAGCUUCUACUUCUGGAAGACAAUCAUACUCAGCCACUAGAGGUUGCUGCUGCUGCUGCUGCUGACUCCAGAGUUUUUUUCCUAAAAUCUAAUGGGAUGUUUUGAAAGCAAGAAUUCAAUACAAAAUAUUCGGCAGCUCAAGCAUAUAUUCUACAAUUAUGGCUUCCAGACAGAAAACUGACAGUGACCCAUGUACCUUUCAUGGCUGUGUACAGGAUGGAAUUUCAGCAAAUGUUGAAUAUCAUGCAACCAGGUAACAAGCAAUGUCUGCUGAAAAUUCCUGUUUUCCAUAUUUAUGAAAGGUACAGAAAUUUUCACUCUAGCAACCCAACCUUUUCUCUUGCUCUAUAAGAAGCUUGUUUAGGAUGAAUGCUUCACUCCAAUAUUAUCAAUGCUAUAUAAUCUGUGAUGUCCAUCCCAGCAUUCCAGACUACAUGCCCUUUUAUUAAUAUAUUCUAUCACACCAGUUUAUUUCAAUGUAAGUUAUGAUUUCAGUGAAAAAAAAUGUAAACCAAACUGUCUCAAACCUACAACUGUGUCUAUUUUUGGACUGUGUUUAAUAAAACCUGAAAGCAAUUGA
Anolis carolinensis (green anole) is the source of this 2309-nucleotide messenger RNA. It is a transcript of the gene strit1, whose product is annotated as small transmembrane regulator of ion transport 1. The record is from RefSeq and is a predicted model, not a curated record. Gene Ontology annotation, biological process: regulation of slow-twitch skeletal muscle fiber contraction; regulation of ATPase-coupled calcium transmembrane transporter activity. Lineage: Eukaryota; Metazoa; Chordata; Lepidosauria; Squamata; Anolidae. Bases 147 to 254 code for a protein of 35 amino acids. The transcript is spliced from 3 exons.